Molecule: messenger RNA, 2424 nt
Organism: Selaginella moellendorffii
Lineage: Eukaryota; Viridiplantae; Streptophyta; Lycopodiopsida; Selaginellales; Selaginellaceae
Product: ankyrin repeat domain-containing protein 13B
Exons: 3
Coding region: 273-2291 (672 amino acids)
Cellular component (GO): cytoplasm
Molecular function (GO): protein binding
Source: RefSeq, a predicted model, not a curated record
UCAAAGAGAUGGGCUGGCUGCGUGGAGGGACAACCGAACACUGUGGCCAUGGCGGACGAACCCUAGUCUACAGGCACGAGCGCCUAGGGUUUUUCCUGGAGGAAUGGGGGCGGGCAGGCGCGGCGGAUCGCGGCGAGAGCUAGCGAGGUACGAUUGAUGCCCGCAUUGUCGAUGACGCCGCCGCUCGGAUUCGCCGUGAGCUGCUGCUCGAUUCCAGAUUCGUGUUGCCGGCCUAUGAGCUGAAAGGAGCAGUGGUAGCGGCGGGAAGAACCAUGGGGCAGAUUAUCGACGAGGAAUCGCCUUACAGCCACAGCCCAGCUCAUUGGGCUGUUGCCCGGGGCGAUCACGCGCUGCUUCGACGGAUUCUCAAUGGGCUUCCAAAUCUCCCCAAGGCUGGAGAGGUGAAGCUCGAGGCAGAGUCACUGCGAGCGGAGGAGAAAGCCGAGGUGCUCUCUUCGGUGAUCGAUAGGCGCGAUGUGCCAGGGAAGGAGACGCCACUUCACUUGGCUGUCCGGCUGGGAGACGCUACAGCAGUGGACAUGCUCAUGGCUAAAGGCGCCGAUUGGAGCUUGCAGAACGAGAGAGGAUGGAGCUCCUUGCAAGAGGCCGUGUGUACUCGCCAGGACGCUCUUGCGAUGAUCAUCAUCAAGUACUACCAGCCUCUAGCUUGGGCAAAGUGGUGCCGGCGCUUGCCAAGGAUCAUCGGCUCCAUGACGAGGAUGCGUGACUUUUACAUGGAGGUGACUUUCAACUUCGAGAGCUCCGUGAUCCCGUUCAUCGGCCGCAUUGCUCCAUCCGAUACAUACAAGAUAUGGAAGCGGGGAUCCAACCUCAGGGCGGAUAUGACUCUGGCAGGCUUCGAUGGGUUUUGGAUCCAGCGGUGUGACCAGAGCUUCUUGUUUCUCGGGGACGGGACCCCGGACGGGAAGCUCCCACCAGGCUCGCUUUGUCUACUGAAUCACAAGGAGAAGGAGGUGAUGAACGCGUUGGAGGGGGCCGGAGCUCCACAGUCCGAGAUGGAUAUAGCUCAGGAGGUGGCAGCUAUGUCUAAGACGAAUGUUUACCGUCCGGGGAUUGACGUCACAGGGGCCGAGCUUGUCCCCAACUUGACUUGGAGGAAACAAGAAAAGGUGGAGAUGGUCGGGCAGUGGAAGAGCAAAGUUUAUGACAUGCACCACGUUGUGAUCAGCGUUCGCUCGCGAAGGGUCCCGGGGGCAAUGAGCGACGCCGAGCUGUUUGGCGUGCACGAAGAGAGGGAGGAAGAGGACGAGGAGUAUGACGAUGGAGGGUAUAAGGACUUACUCACAGAAGAUGAGCAACACCAGCUUACGAAUGCGUUACGGGUCCAGAGUGGGGAGUUCGACGACGAGGGGUUUGUGGAGGCUAGAUCAAGCCUUGCGAAUGGUACGCUGGCGGAGGCUCUAGCGGAAGAAGACGAUCACGAGGAACUCAGGCGAGUACCAUCGAAGGAGAAGAAGAAAUGGUUCCGGUUCCCGAAGAAGAACACCACCAGAGACACCACGAAGAAGGUCGUUCCGUACAGGGGUUCUGUUAACAUUGACGAGAGAGGACCAGCUGACAAUGAUCCGGACUCAAAGCUGUUGAGACGGCAUUCGGACUUUAUAGCGGAGGAGGGCAUGUCAAGGAAAGGGAAAGAAAAGAUUGGAAGGCAGAGCAGUAGCAGGGAAGCAGUUCGGUCCAAAGUUCCUGCCAGUGACGACACAGAGAGCGAAUACAAGAAAGGUCUACGUCCAAGUCUGUGGUUAACGAAGGAUUUUCCACUUAAAACGGAAGAGCUCAUACCUCUGCUCGACGUUUUAGCCAGUAAAGUGAAAGCCAUUCGGAGAUUACGGGAGCUACUCACGACAAAGCUUCCGCCAGGAACUUUUCCUGUAAAGAUGGCCAUACCGGUUGUCCCGACAAUCAGAGUGGUCGUGACUUUCAGCAAGUUUGUGGAGCUGGAACCCGAAGAGUUUCACACUCCACUGUCGAGUCCUAGCCAGUUUGAUGACGAAGAGGUUCCUCUGAAGGGACCAAAGGCCCCUCGAGAGUCUUCGUCUACUUCAAGCUCCUGGAUUCCGUGGAUAAGGAGCUCCCAGAGCACAGGGAAGGCGGUGUUCCUGGAGGACCAUCUGAAAGAAGAGCCUGAUCCUUUCCUCAUUCCGGAAGAUUACACUUGGAUUGAUCUCAACGAAAAGAAGAAGCGGAUGAAGGACAAGAAGAGCAAAAGGAAGAAGAACAAGAAGCAGCAGCCUGAUGCAUCAGCUGCGGACACAGACUCUAAUCCUUGAGAGGAACAGAGGAACAAUCACCAUGAUGGUCGCUUUCACGCAGGUUCCAAGCAGCAUUGCGUGCGUUUCGUGUGUAUACCAACUUUGUGUGAAUUCUCAAAACUGGGGCCCGAUUAUUUGAUCCCCGAGCGCA